CUCCGGAAGUGCACUCAGGGUUCCGGGCGGGCGCUGCCGGCAGAGGCUCGGCGGCCCGGGGCUCGGCGGCUGGACCAUGAAGAAGGAGCAUGUGCUGCACUGUCAGUUCUCCGCGUGGUACCCGCUCUUCCGAAGCGUGACCAUCAAGAGUGUCAUUCUUCCACUUCCUCAGAAUGUGAAGGAUUAUUUACUUGAUGAUGGAACUCUGGUGGUUUCAGGAAGGGAAGAUCCACCAACACAUUCUCAACCAGAUAGUGAUGAGGAAGCAGAAGAAAUACAGUGGUCGGAUGAUGAAAACACAGCCACGCUUACGGCACCAGAGUUUCCUGAGUUCAACACUGAAGUCCAGGAGGCUAUCAAUUCUCUGGGGGGCAGUGUCUUUCCCAAACUUAACUGGAGUGCCCCAAGGGACGCGUACUGGAUAGCAAUGAAUAGCUCUCUGAAGUGUAAAACUCUCAGCGACAUCUUUCUGCUCUUCAAGAGUUCUGAUUUCAUCACUCGUGACUUCAUUCAACCAUUCAUUCAUUGUACUGAUGAUUCUCCAGAUCCUUGUAUAGAAUAUGAGCUUGUUCUUAGAAAAUGGUGCGAAUUAAUUCCUGGGGCCGAAUUCCGAUGUUUCGUCAAGGAAAGCAAGCUUAUUGGUAUUUCUCAAAGGGACUACACGCAAUAUUAUGAUCACAUUUCUAAACAAAAGGAAGAAAUUUGCAGAUGCAUACAAGACUUCUUCAAGAAGCACAUUCAAUAUAAAUUCUUAGAUGAGGACUUUGUAUUUGACAUAUACAGAGACAGUAGGGGGAAGGUGUGGCUCAUUGACUUUAAUCCAUUUGGUGAAGUCACAGACUCACUGUUGUUCACUUGGGAAGAGCUGUUAUCUGAGACAAACUUAAAAGGUGAUUUCAAUGAAGGAGAUGCUCAGGAACAGGAUUCUCCAGCUUUCCGUUGCACAAACAGUGAAGCCACCGUGCAGCCCAGCCCCUACCUAAGCUACCGCCUACCCAAGGACUUUGUGGACCUGUCUACAGGGGAGGAUGCUCACAAGCUGAUAGACUUUCUCAAGCUGAAGAGAAAUCAGCAAGAGGAUGACUGAGCACUGCCCCACGACGCAGUGAAAGAGGGACACCCGGCUGCUUCAGCAGGGGCUCACGGGCUGCAGUGUCCUAGUGACCCUGGUGGCUGGGCUGGGCAGUGUCCAAAAUCUGCGGCUUUUCUAUUCCUGUAUAUGCACCUGGAAAAACUUGGGGGGCUUUGUACUUGUAAAAAUAACAUAAUAAAUAGAUCUUAAACAUAGGAAUGCAUACUGUUCUGAUAAUAAAGUAACUUUCUAUGAAA
This is a messenger RNA of Jaculus jaculus (lesser Egyptian jerboa), 1329 nucleotides long. It is a transcript of the gene Cdc123, whose product is annotated as cell division cycle 123. NCBI's taxonomy places the organism in Eukaryota, Metazoa, Chordata, Mammalia, Rodentia, Dipodidae. The coding region runs from base 77 to 1087 and encodes 336 amino acids. The transcript has 13 exons. The record is from RefSeq and is a predicted model, not a curated record. Gene Ontology annotation, cellular component: cytoplasm.